AUGCCUACCUCAGAAGCGAUAUCUAGGCGAGCCACGGGUAUAUGGCGCUUGAGAGGUAUAGACCAAGACCAGAAUGUCGAAAAGGAGUCAUUAGCUAUUAAGCAACCAACUAUCGCCUCAGAUCCUGCUCUCAACUACGAUCAUGUUGAUGGUAGCUUUGAGUUCGGGGGCAUCCGAGUAAGGCUCGUGACAUACAAGUCAAUACCGGGCGUUAUUCAGAUUAAUGCCUCGAAGACUAUAAGCGAAUGGAAUACAUUACGUAUACUCAAACAUAUUAAUAUUGUCGGCUUUGAUGAUAGCAACCCCAGUAUCAGCCAUUGGCUACCUACUAACGCCGAUGACCACGAGGAUGAUCCCAAAGGACGGUGUGAGCUAUAUAUCUCGAAACCCCUAUUAUCUGUCACCGUUGUAGCAGCGGCAGCCCAAUAUCCAUGGUCUGUCUUAGACGCGCAUAGGAUGUGCAAAGAUUUUCUAGCUGAUUAUAACCUGUCUCGUGGUGAUUUUACCACUGAUUAUGUACUAGUUACUGGAGAAGGAUUUAAGCUUGCAAAUAUUCACCUUUGUGAAGCUGUGAAGGCCAAUACUAAUGUACGAGAUCUUCGGUCAGUUGGACAAAUAUUAAGAGAUGUCUUGAUUGGGAAGAGCCGCGUCCCAGAAAACGUAGAGUGGCUCGACUUCUAUACUAUUAUGAUGGAGGAGAUAGCUUUCAACGCGUAUCGUGAUAUUUUGCCUCGACUGCUCUUUGAAUACUGGCCAAAAAGUAGCGGAGAGUAUGAAACGACAUCUCAGGAUAACAGACUUCGCGGAAUCGCUUAUCUAGUCAGCCAGAGGCAACGAAAUACCUUCCAAUAA
This is a messenger RNA of Hyaloscypha bicolor E, 852 nucleotides long. RefSeq lists its product as uncharacterized. Bases 1 to 852 code for a protein of 283 amino acids. The transcript is spliced from 3 exons. The record is from RefSeq and is a predicted model, not a curated record. Lineage: Eukaryota; Fungi; Ascomycota; Leotiomycetes; Helotiales; Hyaloscyphaceae.